Messenger RNA from Paramormyrops kingsleyae, 2707 nucleotides. Its product is annotated as regulator of G-protein signaling 9-binding protein. NCBI's taxonomy places the organism in Eukaryota, Metazoa, Chordata, Actinopteri, Osteoglossiformes, Mormyridae. The record is from RefSeq and is a predicted model, not a curated record.
UUCGCUGGGAAGGCUAACCAUGCUGCGCGAUACGGCUGAAGCGGUCGGAACUAGGCUGCGCUUGCGAAUGGAGGGAUUUGCUUUGUCCGCCACUGGCUCUACCUUUCCGUGACCACAAAUUGAAUUUAUACAUUACUAGUAUUAAUUAUUAUAUACGUGUUCCAAUUUACAAGCAUCCAGAUGCUUUAAUACGCUUAGGUGAGUUUAUGAGAGACUAGAAACACCUGUUACUGGACCUGCAUAUAGAUAGUUAAGUUCAGACUUAUUUUUUUUGCGCUCAAAGCGCAGAUCACUGUUUAUUUACUUUGAAGGCUAAAGCUGAAAGCCUUUUACGGAGCUAAUUUUCUUCUGGUUUGCUUUGUUGAUCUGCUUUAUGAAAUUGACUGGGAACAUGGAUGGAAGAGAAUCGUCUACAACUACAUCGUCUGGGGUAUUUGGGCGGAUCUGCGGAUCCCGUGGAAACUAGAAGCAGACAUUACAAAGCUUUAAAAUAAUAUAAAUCAGAUAACGCGUUUGUUCUUGUGGAAGUCUCAUACGAACGUUUUUCUUUAUUCUUUAUUGUUCGUAAUAAACGGAAAUCCACGUUGGCGAAUAAAAAUGGGGAAAGACGAAUGUAAAACCAUGCUGGAUGCCCUGAAUAAAGUGACUGCUUGCUACAGGCAUUUGGUCAUCACCCUCGGGAGCACCGCGGACUCUCAAAACCUGAGAGAGGAGCUGAAGAAGACGCGCAAAAAGGCACAGGAGUUGGCCGUGGCCAACAGGACUAAACUGACGGCUUUGCUGAAGGACAAGAGCAUCAGCAAAGAGGAGCGCUCCGAAUACGAGAGGCUAUGGGUCCUCUUCAGCAGCAACAUGGAGCUGCUUGAAGUGGACAUGAAGCGAUCUUUGGAAAUCGGACAGGACUUCCCAUUGAGAGUGCCCACCAAGCACCUCAUUCAGACGGGGAUGAAUGGCAGUACUACUACCGUGGCGGCGAGAGCCAUGAGCAUCCAAAACAUGAAAUACGACGCGGACAAUAACAUCGACACGGAGGAUCUGAAGGAGCUUGAGACCGAGAUCACACAGGUCGGUCAGAUGAUCGAGGAGAUGGAGAUGAAAGUCCAAGUGGCGCCCUGGGCGGUGGAAGCCAAACAGGAGGCAGGUGCGGAGCUCAAGUCCACUGCUAGUGUGGGCAACUCCUCCGUGGGUGUCAUUUCCAUUUGCGAAGAGGAGCCCAAAGAAGUAGAGAGCGAUGGAGGCAUCAUGAAAAUAUUUGCAGGAAUCGUUUUCACUGCGGUUGUGUUAAUUGCGGGCAUUUUAGGCUACUUAAUCAUAAACCUCUGAAUAAGCCGAACAGACUGUCUUUUCGCUUGGAGAUUAGGCCCAUUCUAGCAACAUCCUGCUUUUUACUAGACAGGCACUGCAAUGAAACGGGCUUUGAGAAGUUGGACAUCAUACGAGAUCAGUGCCCAUACCGAUAGCGAAAAAAAAACAAAAUGAGCACAAGUCACCAUGUGCAUAUAAUAAACAGAUUGUGGUUCCUACAUGCUUCUUAGAUGCUCGUCAAACUGAAGGCAGGUAUAAAACCAUUAAAACGUUAUCCUAAACGUCUGCUGUCGAUCGUUCCAGUCUAGAAAUAUCUACGUGUAAGGGUAUUGACAGAACCAAAAUAUCGGCCACUUCUGGUCUACAGAAAGCUCUGAGCAUCCCAGUAUGUCUAGAAGUUGUUCCAUGUGAGUGCAAUCGGACAAUAUGUUGUGCAUUCAGUGUAAGUGUUUUGUCACAGCAACAACAUGUUAGCCUAAAAUGACCGCACUGUAUGUCGCAAUUAGUAUCUGUGGUCUUACAUGUUCGAUGAGGUCUUCAGGUUUUAUAGUGAUUAUUGACAGCCUGUUUCCUUUAUUCCUGAUGGCUUAUGUUGUACUUAUAUGGAUGCAUAGAUACGAUGUUUCGGUUAAAAAAGUUGAGGAGCUGUACAGACUUUUUCCGUUUUAAAUAGUGUAUAUAAUGAAGUAUAUUUAAUAGAAUAAACAACAUUUAAUGACAAAUCCAGCUGUUUGGGAAUUUGAUUUGUAUAGAGGUUUGGUAGAACCAGUCAAAAAUAAAAAUGUUUUACUGUGGAGUAUUAACAUUAAACAUGCAUGACAAGGUCUUCAACUGUCAGUUUAGGAAAUACAUUACAUCUAGAUAUAGAUUUAACAGAUCCGUCUGGCUGCCGUAGACUAUAUUACUGUCUUUUGUAUGCCAGUGUACUGAAGUGCCUAGACAUGGGACUGGGCGGUGAAUCUGGCAGCUGAUGAACUAUGAGAGGAAGACAAUCUUCCUUUUUCUCUUUGCACUUCUUGUGUUUGAUUUUGAUAUUUCAGUGAGCCAGCAUUCAUGUGAAAAGAUGCACCAAAACGUGCUUUGUGGAAAUGCAACGACCUGCAUUGCCCUCGUGUAGCUUGUUGUGGGAAAAAUCAAUUCUGGGGCACUGUAAAUCAAUUAGGAGGCUGAUUUAUAGAAACUGAAUCUUUACAGAGGCUAGAUGCUCUUUGACUGAGACCCCCUUUCCCCCUGGCAUAUAUAUCACGUAGAGAAGACUGAACCUCGCUUAUGGUUUCUAGUUGCUGGAAGACACAUUUAAAAAGUGCACUUAAAAGUAGACUGAGCUUCAGAGGUCUCUGUGUGCUUUGCCUCGUAAUGUGAUUAUGUGCUAGACUUUCUAAUGUUGUCUCAGGAGCGACUU